This is a messenger RNA of Chanos chanos (milkfish), 1673 nucleotides long. RefSeq names its product mitochondrial ribosomal protein S9 (gene mrps9). The record is from RefSeq and is a predicted model, not a curated record. Gene Ontology annotation, cellular component: mitochondrial small ribosomal subunit; ribosome. The transcript is spliced from 11 exons. Gene Ontology annotation, molecular function: structural constituent of ribosome; RNA binding. Gene Ontology annotation, biological process: translation. Lineage: Eukaryota; Metazoa; Chordata; Actinopteri; Gonorynchiformes; Chanidae. The coding region runs from base 1 to 1158 and encodes 385 amino acids.
AUGGCUGCCUCCAGUAGCAGAGUUGUGGGGUCCUUUCUUUGGAAAUGCGGGAAUUCUUGCUCGCUUUCACUGACAGCUCCGUCAAACCUAACCAGACAGGUCCUGUGCAGGCAGAUAUGUGUGAGCACCUCCCUCCGGCGGAAGAACCUGGCGGCCGCCGGGCCGGAGAAGUUUUCCGAGGAAUACAUUAAGAAGCAGGUGGAAGAGUUUAAGAUCGGAAAACGGCACCUGGCCAACAUGAUGGGGGAGGACCCAGAGCACUUUACACAGGAGGACAUCGAUAGAACCAUCGCAUACCUCUUCCCAUCUGCCCUGUUUGAGAAACGAGCCCGACCCAUAAUGAAGCAUCCGGAUGAAAUAUUCCCAAAACAAACAGCCAUUCAGUGGGGAGAAGAUGGACGGCCUUUUCACUUUCUGUUCUACACAGGAAAGCAGUCGUACUACUCACUCAUGCACGAUACCUACGGCAAAGUAUUGGCGUUGGAAAAAUAUGAAGAUCGUAUGAGAAGCAAAGGCCUGUUCUCAAAGGAAACCAAACAGAUUUCUCUGUCAGGGAGCAGGUGGUUGCUGAUGGAGGAACUUCAGGAGGUCCUGGUGGAAAACAUCACUGACCAAGAUUACACCCAGUUCAUCCAGCUCAUGGAAAAACUGCUGGCCAUGCCCUACAGCAGUCUGGAGGAGGAGUUUGUUCAGCGUUUCCGUCGGCAACUGGAGGUCCUGUCUUCCAAACUUGAGAUCCCGCCCCUUCAGCAUGACGAGAGGGGCGUGGCCUACAGCACAGCAGAAGGUCGAAGGAAAAGUGCCAAAGCCAGUAUCACCUUGACAGACUGCGGCUCCGGGAAAAUCACGAUCAAUGGAGUGGACUACCUCCAGUACUUCCCCGUGCUACAGGACAGGGAACAGCUGAUGUUUCCGUUGAACUUUGCGGGUUUUCUGGGCCGGUUUGACAUUGCGGCCAGGGUGGAUGGAGGAGGUCGCUCUGCCCAGGCGGGAGCACUGAGACUGGCCAUCUCCAGGUCCCUGCUCAGCUUCCUGCCCGAAAACCAGACAGAAACCAUGAGACAAGCUGGUCUGUUGACGGCCGACCCGCGGAUCAAAGAGAGAAAGAAACCGGGCCAGGAGGGGGCGAGGAAGAAGUUCACCUGGAAAAAACGCUGAGGCCCUGAUGAAGAGAGAGAGAGAGGAGAAAAACAGACUCUGGACAGAAACCAAACCAUCACAGUCUUCGUUCUUACAAUAGGCUGGUACAGACACAAAGAGAAAAAGAGAGAGAGAGAGGUGUAUGUAUGUGAGGUGGGGGGCUCUGUGAGUGUGUGUGUGAGAGGUGUGUGUGUGUGUGUGUGUGUGUGUGUGUGUGUGUUGGAGGAGAAUUCUUCAUGUGAACCCAAUCUGAUCAUCUGAAUUCCACUGAAUAAAUAACUCACAGGAGAACCUCAUUCACAGAGAUGACGUCUAAGCAGUUUGACUGAAGUUCUUGCUUUAUCACAGAGCCAGAACUGUUGAACUCAAAGGAAAUUGUCGUGCGACGACAGGAUCAAAGUUUCAGGCACAAAGUUACAACCACUGUAUUUCUGUGGAGUUAACGCAGAAGCUGUGUGAAGGUUCUCUGGUCUGUACUUAUGUGAAUAAUAUUUUUCUUAUCAGUAUCAAAAUGCUUGUAUGGCUGUGUUAAC